CUCCUCGUGCCUUCCUCUGCUCUGGGAAGUGGGGUCGCCUCCCUCCGCGAGACAUGUCGUGCUACAGCCCCUGCCUGCCAGCCGCCUGCGGCCCAACCCCGCUUGCCAACAGCUGCAACGAGCCGUGCGUCAUCCGGUGCGCCGACUCCAGCGUUGCGAUCCAGCCCUCGCCAGUCCUGGUGACGCUGCCGGGCCCAAUCCUCAGCUCCUUCCCUCAGAGCACAGCUGUGGGAUCCACCGCGUCGGCUGCCGUGGGGAGCUCUCUCAGCGCUGGCGGUGUGCCCAUCGCUUCUGGGGGCUCCCUGGGGGGCUUUGGGUGGUCCGGUCUGGGCCGUGGGCUCUGUGGGCCUCUGGGACGGGGCAAUCUCUUAUGCUGAAGCCCGUGGAUU
Messenger RNA from Aquila chrysaetos chrysaetos, 389 nucleotides. RefSeq names its product beta-keratin-related protein. Bases 54 to 377 code for a protein of 107 amino acids. Gene Ontology annotation, molecular function: structural constituent of cytoskeleton. The record is from RefSeq and is a predicted model, not a curated record. Lineage: Eukaryota; Metazoa; Chordata; Aves; Accipitriformes; Accipitridae. Gene Ontology annotation, cellular component: intermediate filament. The transcript is spliced from 2 exons.